This is a messenger RNA of Pundamilia nyererei, 6045 nucleotides long. It is a transcript of the gene gphna, whose product is annotated as gephyrin a. The coding region runs from base 868 to 3222 and encodes 784 amino acids. NCBI's taxonomy places the organism in Eukaryota, Metazoa, Chordata, Actinopteri, Cichliformes, Cichlidae. Gene Ontology annotation, cellular component: postsynaptic membrane; dendrite; cytosol. The record is from RefSeq and is a predicted model, not a curated record. The transcript is spliced from 22 exons. Gene Ontology annotation, molecular function: molybdopterin molybdotransferase activity. Gene Ontology annotation, biological process: gamma-aminobutyric acid receptor clustering; postsynaptic neurotransmitter receptor diffusion trapping; glycine receptor clustering.
CAGAACAGACUGAUUCAUAUCACAGUUCUGUCUCGACGAUCGAGUGUUUCAUUAAUGUGUUAAAGACGGUCUUAGCUUUUAUCCUCUGAGCUGCAGACUCGGUGGAGUUUAACACUGAGAGGAAAGAAUAAAACCUCUUUAAACGCUGACAGAACAAAAACUGCUGAACAGCUCAGAGGGAGUAUGACGCUAAUUUCCAGAGAUCUGAUUGGUCAGUUAUUUCAUACCUGCUGAUCUGUAAUCUAGAAACUCCCCUACUCCUGGGCAACAUCAGUUGCCAUGAUGAUAAACCCUAAUAAGAAGGAUCCGCCUUCACAGUACAGGAAACCCAGAGCUAAUCCUGGAAAAAGAGAAAUCCUGCCUAAUAGUGCAGACCUUAGGGUGACAUUAUGACUCCGCCCCUCCGACCUGACGUGGAUGCUGUGGGUUUGUAAAGGAGGACAAAACAGAAACAGAUAACUUAUUUUUAGAACCGGGGGUCUGAAGGUGCACACUCAGAGGACAGCUUCCUGCUCCGUCCCGACUCUAACGCCACCAAGGUUUCCAGAAUAAACUUCCGUUGUACUUCAGUCACACCUGAGAGCAGCAACUGAGACCGUAAACUCAUCAGGAAGGUGUUCACGGAGCUCAGGUGAGCUGGACGCUCAAUUCUGUUACACUUCUAUCCAAUCAGGCCUCAGAGAGGUCGCCCCCUGCUGGAUGUUAGACAGAGCGCAGGUUGAGUUUGGCACCUGAGUUUGUUUAAAGCUGCUCUGUGAUUGGAGGACAUGGUGAGGUCAAUGUCACGGCUCCACUCAGAGGUCAUCCAGCUGCAGCUCUGGCGGUACCGGGUCACCUGAUCGUAUCGGUAGUUGGAGGGGAUUCAGAAUGCACGCGCAUGCACACACCGGUCCUCCUCCAGAGGUGCAGCACCCCCUCCCCCUCCACCCCCCAGCCUCUGUAUGCGCCGUCACAGUGCAGACAGAGGUUGUAAACAUGGCGGCGGACGGGAUGGUGCUCACCAACCACGACCAUCAGACCCGCGUGGGGAUCCUCACAGUGAGCGACAGCUGCUUCAAGAACCUGGCUGAGGACCGCAGCGGCGUGAACCUGAAGGACCUGGUCCACGACCCCUCGCUACUAGGAGGAGUCAUCGCGGCCUACAAGAUCGUUCCAGAUGAGAUCGACGAGAUCAAGGAAACUCUGCUGGAGUGGUGCGACGAACAGGAGCUGAACCUCAUCCUCACGACCGGAGGGACCGGCUUUGCUCCGAGAGAUGUUACUCCUGAGGCCACCAGGGAGGUGAUCGAGCGAGAGGCUCCGGGAAUGGCUCUGGCCAUGCUGAUGGGAUCUCUCAACGUCACGCCACUGGGCAUGCUGUCCAGGCCUGUUUGUGGUAUUCGUGGCAAAACUCUGAUCAUCAACCUUCCAGGAAGCAAGAAAGGCUCUCAGGAGUGUUUUCAGUUCAUUCUGCCCGCUCUGCCUCACGCCAUUGACCUGCUGCGCGAGGCCACGGUCCGGGUGAAAUCCACGCACGCCGCCCUGGAGCAGCUGCCCUCCCCCUCCCCUCUGCAGGCCAACACGUACGCCAACACACACACCAACACACACACCAUGGAGCGCGGGACCCAGUGUGAGGAGGAGGAUGACGAAGAGGAGGACCGGAGGAGAGGUCGGCACGCGCACAACCACCACCAUCAUCACCACCACCACCAGCACGGCUCCUCCCACAUCACCGCAGCCGCCAUCGCUGCCAAGAUCCCGGACUCGAUCAUUUCUCGAGGUGUUCAGGUGCUUCCACGAGAUUCGGCCUCUUUAAGCUCCACCCCCUCCGAGUCACCCCGGGCGACACAGGCAACUUCCCGCCUUUCCACCGCUUCGUGCCCGACACCCAAGGUUCAGUCACGAUGUGGCAGCAAUGAGAACAUACUGAGAGCCAGCCACAGCGCAGUUGACAUCAGUAAAGUGGCGCGUCGUCAUCGCAUGUCGCCGUUCCCGCUGACAUCCAUGGACAAAGCCUUCAUCACUGUUCUCGAGAUGACGCCUAUUCUGGGAAUUGAAGUCAUUAACUACAGAGAUGGUUUGGGUCGAGUUCUCGCUCAGGACAUCUAUGCCAAAGACAACCUUCCUCCGUUCCCCGCCUCUGUUAAAGACGGCUACGCUGUGCGAGCUGCCGAUGGCCCAGGAGAUCGCUUCAUCAUGGGGGAAUCGCAGGCUGGACAGCAGCCCACCCACACAGUCAUGCCAGGUCAGGUGAUGAGGGUGACGACCGGGGCGCCGAUUCCCUGCGGAGCUGACGCCGUGGUCCAAGUAGAAGACACGGAGCUGCUGAGGGAGUCUGAGGAUGGCACCGAGGAGCUGGAGGUGAGGAUCAUGGUCCAAGCCCGGCCCGGGCAGGACAUCAGGCCGAUCGGUCACGACAUCAGGCGAGGGGAGUGCGUUCUGGCUAAAGGCACGCACAUGGGCCCGUCUGAGAUCGGCCUGCUCGCCACAGUGGGAGUGACCGAGGUCAGCGUGCACAAGUUCCCCGUGGUGGCCGUCAUGUCCACCGGGAACGAGCUGCUGAACCCAGAGGAUGACCUCCACCCGGGGAAGAUCAGAGACUCCAACCGCUCCACUCUCCUCGCCACCAUCCAGGAGCAUGGAUACCCGACCAUCAACCUCGGCAUCGUCGGAGACAACCCUGACGACCUGCUGUCAGCUCUGCACGAGGGAAUCAGCCGUGCUGAUGUCAUCAUCACCUCAGGGGGUGUGUCCAUGGGAGAGAAGGACUACCUGAAACAGGUGCUGGAUAUCGACCUGCACGCACAGAUUCACUUUGGCCGAGUCUUCAUGAAGCCAGGUCUUCCCACUACCUUUGCCACAGUCGACAUCGACGGGACACGAAAACUCAUCUUCGCCCUGCCAGGUAACCCAGUGUCCGCUGUGGUGACGUGUAACCUGUUUGUGAUUCCUGCUCUGAGGAAGAUGCAAGGCAUUCUGGAUCCUCGACCUACAAUUAUCAAAGCGAGGCUCUCCUGUGACGUUAAGCUGGACCCCCGGCCUGAGUACCACCGCUGCAUUCUCACCUGGCAUCACCAGGAGCCGCUGCCCUGGGCUCAGAGCACAGGUAACCAGGUGUCCAGCAGGCUGAUGUCCAUGCGCAGCGCCAACGGCCUGCUGAUGCUGCCCCCUAAAACAGAGCAGUACGUGGAGCUGCACAAGGGAGAGGUCGUAGACGUCAUGGUCAUCGGACGGCUAUGAUGCAGACUGAAACGUCACUCGCUACCGAUUACCAUGGCAACGCCAGGACUUCUUGUCUGCACAGGAAACAGCCGGGGUGGGGGGUGGGAAGUGGUGCAUGUCUACCUGGUCGCCAUUAGCUGUGAUGUCAUAUGCAACAGCCAAUUGGAGCCAGCGCAGGCUGAGUCCUCAUUGGUCUGCUCUGAGGAGAUCACUGUAUUUCAAAGGAGAAAAAAAAUGUGAAAAAAUAUACGAAAUAUGAGAUUUAUUCUGUAAUAUUAUUAUUAUCCUGAUGAUAAUGAUUAUUAAUAUUCUUAAUUAAUAUUCUAUUUAUUAUUAUUAUCAUGGUUCUGACUGAAUAUCAUCAUCUUAGUAGUAUUCAUGCCCUCUUCUCUCCUCUUCAUUUGCUUUGUGCGUUUUUCCCGGGUAGAUUAGAGACAUAGAGACCCUCCUCCUCCUUUUUCUACCCUUGCUCUGCUCUGGCGUCCUCUCUCCUGCUAUAGAAACCUGCCGUUUCACUACGUCUCCUCCUGGAUCACACAGACUCCAACAUCAGCAAAACACGGCUGAUGAAGACGUCCUCCGAGUGAACCUGCUUACGUUGUUUGUGCCACUGAAUAUUUUCUGCCAAACAACGAAAAAGAAAAGAGAACAAGCUGCAGGCGUCCUCUGGUGUUCCUUUUUUACCUUUCUGCAGAUUCAACCCUCUCAAACAUCUGGAGACAUCUCAGCGAAGCCAUGAAAUCGUCCUCGGUGGGUCAGCGGCUCGUCUUUGGGGCGCCGAGCGAUUUCUCCGCUCCGAUAUAAAUGCGAUAAAGACGUCUCUGAUCGCGGUCGUAUCAAGGCUGCGCCACACUGGCGGUUCAGUCCAACCCUGCGUUCAAGUGGUGUUCGACCAGAGUGUGACGUUUAUGUUAAGGUAGCUCCAGAAUCUCUGGGCUCACCUGGAGUGUCGGGCGCGAUUACAUGAUUACUCCACAUUUGCGUCUGGAGCUCUGGGUGUGGGAUUUGUCCUUUCACUCGCUCUGAUCAGGCUGUCCAAUCGGGAGUCUUUAUUCAGAUUUUUACCCACGACCGCACGUGCAGGAACUGACCGAUUUGGCAAGUUCGGAGAACAGAUGCGAUUCCCGGUUUUCCCAUCUGCUUGCAUCACUUGAAGGCAGGGUGUCACAUUCAGGUGCUUGUAACUACACCACGUGUAUUUUUGCCAUGACGGUGUUAAGGUGCUCGUUAUGGUCGGUUCAAGGCUGUAAAUCAAAACGUCAUCUGACCGCCGUUCUCUCCGCGUACUGUAUGAGCGUGCAGAAACCCUCCUUUGACAGUUCGCCCACUACAAACGCAGAAGCAUCCGAGCUGCUCGCCGUAGAUCCUGCUAAAAAAUGUUUACCGGUUACCAACAACCAGAAGCGUCCUGUGAGAUCUGAGAGCCCCAACGCAAACCGCCCACUUCCUCUCAUCCUUCCCGUUGAACCGGUUUUCCUGCAGCGCGGUGUGUGAUGUGUAAUCUAGAGCCAGCUCAUAUUUACCCAAGUUUCCCAAAGUCCAUGUUGGUGGUAAAAUGGGAAUACGGUUCUUCCUGCUUUGACCCGUUUUCCACCGAUGUGGUACCGGGGUGCUACUUCAUCAGAUCUUAACCAAUAAAAAGUGCCACAAAACCACUGGCACCUCAAAAUCAGCGGUCCCAAAGCGCCCGUUUCUGAUGCUUGGCAUUCCGGCCUGUGAGACAGAGUCUGGUUUGCUGCAUCCACACCAACAGCUCUGCUUUGGAAAUCAGGUGGACAACUCAUCCUGUUACGACCUUUUUCCAACAACUCAGUGCCGCUGCCUCACCCAGACCCCGGUCCUUUCUGGGUUGUCCCGUGGUUGGAUUCGUGGAUCAAUGGUGGGAGUGGGAACUGCACGAAAUUUCUCUUCUUACUACAGACGUUACCCUGGCUCGUGCUACCUAAUGUUCUGGCACUGCGUUUGUGGGGAAAAAGGAUCCGAUUCUUCCUGUUGGGACUUCUUUUCCACUGGUGUGGUACUGCUGCUAAAUCUAGAAGCAGGUUAUUGACUUUGCACUGAAAUGACGGUUUCCCAAACAUUGUAGCCCACAGUUGGACUCAGAGAGGUUACCACUGAUUGGCCGAGGCAGCUCACAGCGGUGCUUGGUUCUCAGCCUGUUCUGGGAGAGAACCCAGGCAGAACCAGCUCUGUAACUUCUUCCUGUGAGGCUCUUCACCUCCACUCUCAAAACCAACCAAGAGCCGGCACCACGUCAAUGGAAAACCUGAGUUAAAUAUGGUCAACCAAACCCACAGGUCAAAGGUCAGGCGCUGCAUUCAGGUCAUACUGGAGUAACUGCUCUGUCUGAUUUUAACAGUACCGACACGGCGUCCUGAAUGCAGCGUGGCUCAUUGUUCUGAAUUCCCCCCCCUUCUUGUCACACCUGCAUGCCCAUAAAAAAGGGGGCGUGUCUUUCCUCUUUGGGCAGGUGUGAUUCCAGGCGUUAGAGUGUGGUGCAGCACCUGGGCGGGGCUUCUGAUCUGACUAAACGUGACGCUGAUGCUCUGGUGCCAACACUAUCUUUAAGUCCUCUGGCUUGGUUUCCAGAAACUUCCCAGUUACCUCAAAUGCACCGUAUAUAUACAGCAUAUAUGAGUGGCUCGUGCUGCGUCCGUGUCACAUGGGAAUGGCGUGAUGAUGUUUGGCUGUUCGUUCAAAGAAAUUCCUAAAAUAGUAAAUAAUGCUUGCCGUUCGGCAGCUCGCGUUUACGGCAGCUCACUUACGACACAAACGCAGCAUCAGCGCGCGUCCUGCCGCCUGCCCAAGGAGGACCAAUCAAACCCAGAUAGAUCCAUCAGA